Hipposideros armiger (great roundleaf bat) is the source of this 2616-nucleotide messenger RNA. It is a transcript of the gene GPR15, whose product is annotated as G protein-coupled receptor 15. The record is from RefSeq and is a predicted model, not a curated record. Gene Ontology annotation, biological process: G protein-coupled receptor signaling pathway; cell chemotaxis; immune response. Lineage: Eukaryota; Metazoa; Chordata; Mammalia; Chiroptera; Hipposideridae. Bases 100 to 1185 code for a protein of 361 amino acids. Gene Ontology annotation, molecular function: C-C chemokine binding; C-C chemokine receptor activity. Gene Ontology annotation, cellular component: external side of plasma membrane; membrane. The transcript has a single exon.
CAGGCACUGUAUAAAAGAAGCUGCCUUGAGAUUUCUAAAAUUCAUACAAAAACUUUCUAGGUAAGGAAACUUACCAGAUUUGGCACCUGAUCUUCAGUGAUGGACCCAGAAGCAACGUCAGUUGAUUCGGAUUAUUUCUACUACGUUACAAGCCAAAGCCCUGAUGCUGAGGAGACCCGCUCCCACACUCUUUAUACAUCAGUCUUCCUUCCCAUCUUUUACACAGCCGUGUUCCUGAUUGGAGUGCUGGGGAACCUCGUCCUCAUGAGUGCGUUGCAUUUCAAACGGGGCAGCCGAAGGCUGAUCGACAUCUUUAUCAUGAACCUGGCUGCCUCCGACUUUAUUUUCCUGGUCACAUUGCCUCUCUGGGUGGAUAAAGAAGCGUCUUUAGGACUGUGGAGAACGGGCUCUUUCCUGUGCAAAGGCAGCUCCUACAUGAUCUCGGUCAACAUGCACUGCAGUGUCUUCUUGCUCACGUGCAUGAGUGUUGACCGCUACCUGGCCAUCGUGUGUCCCACCAUCUCUAGGAAAUUCAGAAGGAGAGACUGUGCAUACAUAGUCUGUGCCAGUGUCUGGUUUAUCUCCGGCCUCCUGGGGUUGCCUACCCUUCUGUCCAGGGAGCUCACCCUGAUUGGUGAUAAACCAUACUGUGCAGAGAAGAGGGCUACUUCAGUUAAACUGGCUUGGGCCCUGGUGGGCUUGAUUUUUACCUUUUUUGCCCCUUUGGUGAGCAUCGUGUCUUGCUACUGUUGCAUCACAAGGAAGCUGUAUGCCCAUUACCAGCAGUCAGGAAAGCAUAACAAAAAGCUGAAGAAAUCCAUAAAGAUCAUCUUUAUUGUCGUGGCAGCCUUCGUCAUCUCCUGGCUGCCCUUUAAUACUUUCAAGCUCCUGGCCAUUGUCUCUGGGUUGCAGCAAGAGCUCUAUUUUUCCUCAGAGGUUCUCCAGCUGGGCAUGGAGGUGAGUGGGCCCUUGGCAUUUGCCAACAGCUGUGUCAACCCUUUCAUUUACUAUAUCUUUGACAGCUACAUCCGCCGGGCCGUUGGGCAUUGCCUGUGCCCUUGCCUGAAGAACUAUGACUUUGGGAGCAGCACCGAGACAUCAGAUAGUCCCCUCACUAAGGCUGUCUCCAACUUCAUUCAUACAGAGGAUUUUACCAGAAGGAGAAAGAGGUCUGUGUCACUCUAAAUGGGUGACAUUUCAAGCUCUGUUGGUGGAUCAGCAAGUUAAUGUGGGUCAGCGACAAAGAAAGAAGAAAAGUAUUGCUGAAAGUAUUUCUAUUGCUUCAUACAUACAAGGAAGAGUGCAUUUUAAAAGAGAGGACUGAAAAGUCCCUGUGUUUGUGGAUAUAAUUAGGCUGUAUGCUGUUUUUUGAGCUGAAUGGCCUUAUUUGACCCUUGCAAUCAAGGUCACUGGGCAAAAUACAACUCCUAUAUGUCCUUGAACUCUGAGAUAAAGGCUCCUGCUUGGACCAGAUCCUUUCUUUAUGGUUGUUAAUGCACAAUCAGGCCCUUUCCUCUCUCAAGAACCAUGGUACCUGAUCCACACCACCCUUCAUACUGGGCUCCAAAUUGGACUACAUUUAAAGGACUCUACCCACUUUUGUCUGGUGAGAAAUGUGGUGAUAAUGCACGUAGCAAAAAAUAUACCUCUGCUCUGUAAUUAAUUGUUCCUGGGUAACAAAGUGAGGUUCUGGCCUUGAUCUUUAACACUUUGUAUGGGGAUUCUUGCCAUCUUCCACCCUAUGUCAUUCACAAUAACUUUGGACUGGCAAAAGCUCAUGGGGAUAAAAUCAUUUUGUAUUGUAUUUAUGAUUUUGGACUUUCUUUAUCACCUGGUCUUAUAGACUAUUUUAACAAGAAAGCAUAGGGCAAGUUUUGACCUUUAUUUUCCUUAUAUUGGUAAAAAUGUAUCUCAUUAUAAUGAUGUAGUAAUGACUUUUCAAUGGUGUUUUACUAUGCUCUUUUGUUUUACUUGCCUUAUAAAUUAGGAUAUGACUUUGCUUUAAUUACAUGUAUUUAAUUACCCAGCUAUCUAGUUAUCAAAUGAAAAUGUUAUUACUAAUAUAAUUAGAGGUCAUCAAAUGCUUAGUUAUGCCCUUGUACAGAUUAUCAUUUUGUAUUUUAAUUAAAAUGCUAGUGUCACACAUUCCCCAUAACAUCAUUUGCUCAGCGUAUAUAAUUUCAAGAUUUGAUCCAGUAAUAUAGGAAGUCAGGGUGCCCUGUAUUCAGCUAAAGUGAAAAAUCCAUAACAAAGAUGAUACUGGUAUUUUUAUAUACAUUUUUCCAAACCCAGAGACCUUCUUGAAUUCCUUCACCCAAUACAUAUUUAUUGAGUUGACUUGUACCUACUAUUCCUUUUAAAGACUUUGAAGUGAAAAACAUGUAAUUAGCAGUAACCACAAAAGGAUUUGCAGCAACAAACAUAAUUAUUGUAAACAUCUUUUGAUUCAAGAGAACAUGGGGUAUGUUUUUACACUAACUGUUAACUCAAAUGAAUUACUAUUUUACUUCUAACUAUUAGGUUUGAAAAUCAGAGAAAGCUUAGAACUUUUUUCAGAGACUAAGUAAUUGAAGUAAGUUCAUUCUAUGUUAUCUUUCACAUUAGGAAAAAUCUCAA